CAUAAUAUAAGGUGUUAUCAAAGUAUUAUAUAUUGCAUGAUGGGAUUUGGAAAUGAUAAUACGCGCGACAGAUAAAUACGUUCAAUGUAUAUACGGAUAGUUAAUCAAGAGUAAGUUUUUCUACAUUAAUUAUUAAACUUUCAAAACAGACCAAAAUAUGCGGUGAUUUUGUAUAAUAAUGAUUGAUAGUUUUAAUAAACAAGAGUAGAGAAUAGAUGUCAAUCCCUGAAAGAAUUAUUGCUUUCUCUAAAAUAUUAAUUGUAAAAUAUAUAUAGUACAUAUAUAAUGCAGAGAUCAUUUAACGUUUUUAUUAUGGAAAAUUUUAUUAAUAUAAUUUACACUUAUUAUAUUGUUAGCAGUAUCGACAUAAUGGAAGUUGGUAAUUUGAUUUGAGGGUAUUUAUUUACUGGCCUUUUUCAAGUUAUAAAGAUUUAAAAAGAGAGAAAAAAAUGUUAAAUUCCCGUAAGAAAAUUUGAAGUGCCCAGCAAAAAAGGUUGGCAAUACAGCCUUGAAUGGUUCAAAGAAUCGAAAAAAUUGGUCUGGUGUUCUCAAAUCUAAAUUUUGCAUAAUCGCAUUCAUUUAUAUUUGAAGAUUUUAUUUGAAAUUGAAAGUUCUUUCCAUUGUUCAUUAUUCUCUUUUGCAACCCGAUCAAAUAAUCUAUCCUGCAGUCGAACUGUAAUUCUGUAUCAUAUCCCACGCGGUAUUACGAGUAAAAUACAGAAUAAUAAUACGCGUGAAGUUGCUUAUGACUAAUAAUCAGGAGUAGCAAAAAAUGGAAGAGCGCUAGUGCAACACAUCGGAAUUAACCCCCCGAUCGCCUGAUUAUGCGGCAGAAUCCAAAGUUCAAAAUUAAAAAGUAGCAACAAAGCAUAUUACAUACACCACUUAAAAUAAUCCAGCCGACUCAGUAUACAGAAAUCAAAAUCUCCGCAAUGAAGCAACCAUAAUCGCCAAAUCAGCGUUAAUCUCGAGGCAUGAGCGACGAGCCGGCGCCGCCGAUCGCUGCAGCCGCCGAUCCGUCAUCGGGGGCGGAUCGGCAGCAAGCGCUACCACCAACAACGAUCGUCCCGGUACCGGAGCUCAUCGUUACGAACCACGACGAUGAGAGCGAGAAGAAGGAGGAUGCGACAAACGGCAAAGAUGCGACCACUGCGGCAGUGCCGCAGCAGAACAAUAAGCCGUCGCAAGCGAACGAGCAAAUGGAGCACUUUGUCAGGAUCAAGGAACUCGUGAAGAAGGCCAUAGCUGCGAAACACACCUUUAUGAUUCACGGCAGGUCGAGAGUCGUCAGGGAGUGUCUGCUCAGCAGGGGAUGGUGCGAGAAGCUGCAGAGGAAGAACGGUAACCACGUUGGAUUCGCAGGUGAGCAACAGAUUGGCGUCGACUCUCAUCCAUCGACGCUCCUCGCGGGUAUCGGCAAUUUGAACGAGCGCCAGAACGAGCGACUCCUCAUAUCCAAGAUGCUGUCGAACCACACCGUCGACUUUCUCUGGAACGCCGGCUCCGAGUGGACCGGCUGGCCGUCGCAGGACAACAAGAACACCAUCUUCAACAGAUUCAGCCGGGCGAAUUUCACCUCGAAAGUGGGCCUCUGCUCGAACGUCCGCCAGAUGCACUGGUACUACGAGGCCGGCAUCGCCAACACCCUCUUCCCGCGCUGCUACAACAUAAGCCUACCCGACCAGAUGCACGCGUUCAUCGAGGACUACAGACUCACGGCUUGUCUGUCGCUGCUCAAGUGGCUGGUGGACAAGACGAAGCUCGGCGGCGAAGAGGCCGUGAGAUCGUCGGGGGGAUCGGUACCUCCCAGGGCGCUCGACUUCGCGAUAGCACGCUGCAGUGACUUGAUAGGCAGCAAGUCCCACGAGGACAUCGAUCAGGAGCUCGAGAAGGUCUGGUCGCAUCAGUGGGACCAGUUCAUCACUUGGUACUACAAGCUGCUUCACGGGAACGCGCUGUUUAUCGCAAAUACUGUGCCGAUGAAUAAAUACACGCAAGCAGCGCGACACCUGCUGAAGAAGGCGAAAAAGUUCUGGCCGCAACUCGACAUGGACGGCACCAUGAACAUCUGGAUUCUGAAGCCGGGCAACAAGAGCCGCGGACGCGGCAUCAUCCUCAUCAAUAAACUCGACGACAUACUUGCGAAAGUCAACCCGACUAACAAGAGCACGGACGCGCGCUUCGUCAUACAGAAGUACAUCGAGCGGCCCCUGCUGAUUUACGAGACCAAGUUUGACAUAAGGCAGUGGUUUAUCGUCACGAACGCCCAGCCUCUGACGCUCUGGAUGUACAGGGAGAGUUACCUGAGGUUCUGCUCGCAAAAAUUCAGCCUGACCGAUUUCCACGAAUCGAUUCAUCUGUCCAACAACGCGGUGCAGUGCAAGUACAAGAACAGCCCGGACAGAGAUGCAGCCUUGCCGGCGGAGAACAUGUGGGACGUGGCCACCUUCAAGGCGUACCUCAAGAGUCGGGGCGAGGAGGAUGCCUGGGAUGAGCUGAUAUACCCGGGGAUGAAGCAGGGCCUGGUUGGCUCGCUGCUGGCGAGUCAGGAUGCGAUGGACAGGCGGAAAAACAGCUUCGAGCUCUAUGGCGCCGAUUUCAUGGUCAUGGAGGACUUUUCCGUCUGGCUCAUCGAGAUCAACAGUCAUCCGGAUAUGAGCAACUCGACCAGCGUCACCACGAGGCUCGUUCGCAAGGUCAUGGAGGAUAUAAUCAAGGUGGUGAUUGACCACCGAGAAGACUCCAGCGCCGACACCGGCGACUUCGAGCUCGUUUACAAACAAAAAGUGUCUUCCUGCCAAGCUUACUUGGGUAGCGGACUGUCGCUUCACGGUACCCGCAUCCUCCUUGGCGAGAAACGAGCCGAAAAAGCUUCCGUCAACUCCAAUGUCAUUACGGCUUCCUUGGGAAAAAGAAAAGCUGCGACGGGCACGGUGGCACCACCUCCAACCGCAGCAAGUCCCCGCAUGGGACCAGCCAUGGUUGACCUGAUCGAAAAGCUCGAACUUCAGCUGGACAACGAGUUUUACGAGUACCUCAAGCUCAGGUCCGCUCCAGCCAAUGGCAAACUCUCCAGGCAGCUUCUGCCGCUACCUGCACCCGAGCUGCUCAACAAUACCAACAACAACAGUGACAAAAAUUUCCUCGACGGCGAGACCAACACCAGGCACUUCAACCUAAAUCUCACGAGCUCACAAACUGCCCUGAAUACACCAGCUUCGACCUCGCCUGUCAACGGACAUAGGAAUGUUGCAGGAAAACUGUCGAGGAAUAGUACGAAAAAUUCGCCGAGCAAGAAACCGACCAAAAGCAAGCCGACUACUGUCCCUCAAACUAAGAAUACGGAAGCAAUCGAUACUUCGCAAACAGCCAAAACAAUCAUGUCAAAAAUAAUGGAUCUGCGAAAAGAGACGACGACGAAAAGCAAGUCAGCUACUCCGAGCAACGUGUCCAAGCUCUAUCGUGUCAUCAGAGCACCUGAAAAUUCGGCCAUAAAUAAUAAAUUGAUGGCGGCAACGGACAGCCGCAGUACGAAAAGUCAAAAGACUGAUAAAAAGGAGAAAAUGCCUGUCAACACGAAAGUUAUUCCCUUGAUUCCAAGCGGACUCAUACUAUCCGGUAAAAAGAAGGAGAAACAAAUUUCGCGAUCGGCUGUGCCAGAUGGAAGCAAACCGAGUCACGCGAAAAGGAGAGACCGAGCGUUAAGUAGCCAAAUUAUGGUCGACGUAAAGGAUAUGUAUGCUGUUGGACUAGCCGUGAAUAAAUGAAAUACAAUGAGAUUUUAUUUUCGAAGCUUAGCUGCUCAUGAUAUAGAAGAGACAAGGACGCCAGAUUCCAAGCCCUGAGAUUUAACUGUUGAAAAAAAUCGUUAUCAAAUUGUAUUUUCUAUGUACAUACAAGAUACAGCAUUUAUUUUUAAUAAACGUUUUUUUACAAAAUCGACGGACGUCGUUAUUCACUUUUGCUCAAUCUUUGAAAUGUUUUCAUGCAUAUACGUAAUUAUUUUAUAGUUUCUGUACAUAGGAAAAUAUAAAAUAAUUCAAGAAUAAAACACUUUCUUGGAUCAUAUAUCGUCGGUUCCUACGAAGACUAGCACUUUUCACGAAAACACUUGCGGUUUCGGGGCUUUAUGCUUAAACAAUUGAUGAUAUUCAUGAACGCCAAAGUGGUACAUAUUAACAUUUACAUGCAAAGAGA
Molecule: messenger RNA, 4197 nt
Organism: Nasonia vitripennis (jewel wasp)
Lineage: Eukaryota; Metazoa; Arthropoda; Insecta; Hymenoptera; Pteromalidae
Product: tubulin glycylase 3A
Exons: 13
Coding region: 975-3767 (930 amino acids)
Biological process (GO): cilium assembly; protein polyglycylation; cilium movement
Cellular component (GO): cilium
Molecular function (GO): metal ion binding; protein-glycine ligase activity, initiating; ATP binding
Source: RefSeq, a predicted model, not a curated record